GCCUCCCUCCUCCGUCUCCACCCACCUCACACAUCCCCAUCAAUCCAUCUUUCCAUCCGCAUUCAUCUCCUUUGAGCAGCUCCUCUCCUCUCCAUUGUUUCUCUGCUCGAAGAUGAAGCUCUCCAUGCAGUCGCUGGCCCGGAAGCUCUCCAUCCCGUCGCCCAAGCGGGGCAAGAAGCAGCAGCAGCAGCAGGACGGCGGCAAGCGCGGCAUCUCCCGGAGCGAGGCGCCGUCGUUCGCGUCGGCGUCCUCCUCCUCCACCACCUCGUCCUCCUCCGAGGACGCGCUGCCGCGGGCGUCGACGCCGCGGUCGGUGCUGCCCGCGGAGAUCUCGCGGCGGGAGCUGGAGGCCGUGCUCCGGCGGCUGGGCCACGAGGAGCCCUCCGACGACGAGCUCGACGCCGUGGCGGCCAUCGCCGCCGCCGGGGAGGCCGGCCCCGAGGACGAGCUGAUGGAGGCGUUCAACGUGUUCGACGCCGACGGCGACGGCCGCAUCACCGCCGAGGAGCUCCGCGGCGUGCUGCUCGCCAUCCUCGGCGGCGAGGCGGACGGGUGCAGCCUCGACGACUGCCGCCGCAUGAUCGGCGGCGUCGACGCCGACGGCGACGGCUUCGUCGGCUUCCAGGACUUCGCGCGCAUGAUGAUGGUGUCCACCACGGCGGCGGCGGCCACCACCUCGGCCGGCCCGAGAUUCCUCUGAACUAGCCCGUCGAUGGAUCCGCUACGCCAGGCUCCUCCUCCUCUGUUCCCGCUCUGUUCUGCUCGCCCCCGCCGAUUAGAUUAGAUUAGAUUAGAUGCGCGAGCGAUAUUAUCCUAGGAAAGGAAACCCGGCACCCAACAGCUGUCAACAGAGCUCCAGAUACUAUAACGGUGGCUGAUUUAUUCUCGCUUAUUUUUAGACAGGUUCCCGUUUAUGUUUGGAUUCCACCAUCAUCACUGGCUAUUUCGGGGAAGCACAUCGCAUCGCACCAGUUAAUGGAGUUGCACAAAUGGGGAGGGCGGUGCACGCGAUGCUACGCUGCCAGGGCCUUCACUUGCCAAUGCUUCAUUCUCAUGGAAAUUCCGACAAGUCUUCUCAGUGUAAUUGCAGAUGAAUUAUGUAAGCCAAGAACCCAAAAAAAAAAAAAAACUGUCGAGUUCGAGUUAUGGUAAUGAACUAAUGAUAUUGAUUCACACA
Messenger RNA from Triticum aestivum (bread wheat), 1177 nucleotides. RefSeq names its product probable calcium-binding protein CML35. The record is from RefSeq and is a predicted model, not a curated record. The transcript has a single exon. NCBI's taxonomy places the organism in Eukaryota, Viridiplantae, Streptophyta, Magnoliopsida, Poales, Poaceae. Bases 113 to 700 code for a protein of 195 amino acids. Gene Ontology annotation, molecular function: calcium ion binding.